AUGGUCCGCCCUCAGGUGCUUGCGCGCGCUGUGCGCUCCGGCCCUUCGCGCCUGUUCGCCCGCGCCGAGUCGACUUCGGCCCCUCCGUCAAGCUUCAAGCCCGCCCUGCCCGCGGGACAGGACCAGGCCUACGACCUCGCCCUCGAAUACAUUGCGGAGCAGACGGCGAAGAAGCAGGCUCGCGCCCAGGAGUUCCAGGCCAAGGUCGGCGCCAACCCGACGCCGGAGCAGGCUCAGCGGAUAGCGCGCAUGCAGGUCGAAGCCAUGCUCGACGACCCCGCGACGCGGCGCGAGUUCUCCGAGAACGGCGGCAAGGGCCAGAUGGACCGCCCGGUCAUGCGCCAUCUCGCGAGGCAGGCGUGGACGCGCGCCGGCGAGCUCGACCUCGUCAUGCAGCGUGUGUACCAGCUCGGCAUCGUUCCCGACCUCCUUCCCGACGUUUCGCAGCGCGGCGCCCUGCGCAUCGAGGGCAUUGAGGCCGGCACGAUCCUUCCCCCGUCGCAGCUCGCGAACCCGCCCAAGGUCUCGCUCCAGUUCUUUGACCAGCCGCCUGGUGUCUCCCCCCUCGCCCCCGUCGACACCAAGGCACUGUACACGCUCCUCAUCGUCGACGCCGACAUUCCCAACCACGAGACGGCCUCGUACGAGCAGCGCCUCCUCUACGCCAAGAGCGACAUCCCGCUGUCGAUCCUCUCCGGCGAGGUCGACCUGAUCACCGGCCCCGGAAACGAGUUUGUGUCCUACGAGCCGCCCGUCCCCUGCUCCGGCUCCGGCAAGCAUCGCUGCGCCUUCAUCGUGCUUGCCCAGAAGGAGAACGGCGGCACGAUGUCGUCUGAGCGUGCCAACUUCAACCUGCGUGCGUUCCUCGAGUCUGCCGGCCUCACCGCCAAGGACGUCGCUGCCGCCUCCGUCAUCCGCUCCGAGUGGACCAAGGAGGACAGGAAGUACGUCAACGAGACGUACGAGCGCAUCCACGGUGUCCCCGCCCCCGUCUACGGCAAGGCGCCCCGGGACCUCCGCUACGGCUACCCGCUGUCGGCCAAGGCGCAGCGCGUCGCCGACGCCCGCGCCGCUGCGUGGGACGAGGCUAUCGCCAAGAUGCAGGCGUUCGAGGAGGGCGAGCCGGAACAGCCCCAGCAGGCUUAA
Molecule: messenger RNA, 1146 nt
Organism: Trichosporon asahii var. asahii CBS 2479
Lineage: Eukaryota; Fungi; Basidiomycota; Tremellomycetes; Trichosporonales; Trichosporonaceae
Exons: 1
Coding region: 1-1146 (381 amino acids)
Source: RefSeq, a predicted model, not a curated record